AUGGCGUUCCACUCAGAGAUUUCAUUCCAAAGAGGCGGUGAGGUUGAAGUCUGCAGCAAAGUUCCAGAGUAUAUAGGCUCUUACUUUGAAGCGACCAUUGUAGCAAGAAAGGGUAACAACUAUGUGGUUCAGUACAAGAACCUGGUGGAGGAAUAUGACGAGUCUGUACCUUUGAAAGAGAAAGUAAUGGCCGAUGAGGUCCGCCCUUUGCCGCCGGAAGUUACCGAGGCUACUGAGUUUCAUGUCGGUACUAGGGUUGAUGCGUACGACCUUGACGGGUGGUGGGUUGGUACAAUUUACUCUGAGAGAAAUGUGUAUGGUUAUCACCUUGUGUUUUUCGAAACCACCGGGGAAGUGCUUCCUUAUUCACUCCGGGAACUGAGAGUUCAUCAAGAAUGGCGUAAUGGAAAGUGGGAUGUAUCUUCCACGAAGAGGAAGAGGCUCCCUUUGAUGCUUUAG
This is a messenger RNA of Argentina anserina (silverweed cinquefoil), 459 nucleotides long. RefSeq names its product protein AGENET DOMAIN (AGD)-CONTAINING P1-like. The coding region runs from base 1 to 459 and encodes 152 amino acids. The transcript has a single exon. NCBI's taxonomy places the organism in Eukaryota, Viridiplantae, Streptophyta, Magnoliopsida, Rosales, Rosaceae. The record is from RefSeq and is a predicted model, not a curated record.